Helianthus annuus (common sunflower) is the source of this 1002-nucleotide messenger RNA. RefSeq lists its product as uncharacterized. The coding region runs from base 1 to 1002 and encodes 333 amino acids. The transcript has a single exon. Lineage: Eukaryota; Viridiplantae; Streptophyta; Magnoliopsida; Asterales; Asteraceae. The record is from RefSeq and is a predicted model, not a curated record.
AUGAACAUACGAAUUACUCACAAAUUGAAGGGUAGGAGUUUUUGGGAUAUUAAUAGCAAAGGUAACAUGAGCUGGGGAUGGAGGAAAAUCUUGUCUCUUCGUAGUGUUGUCAGACCGUUUAUAUGGAAGGUGGUUAGAAGUGGGGCUCAAACUAAUAUAUGGUGGGACAAUUGGUGUCAUAUUAGUCCGCUAAGCGCUUUCAUAUCGCCCCGGAGAAUAACUAUUGCGGGCUUCAACAUCUCCUCUUCUGUUUUAGAGUUAGUGGAUGAAAACGGAAAUUGGAGCUGGCCGCAAGCCUGGUAUGACAUAUACCCGGUUUUAAUUGGGUUGAAUGCUCCUCAACUGAUGCAAGGUAUGGUGGACCGUACGGUUUGGAAAGACUUGGAUGGGAACAUGUGUUCGUUUUCCUCAUCUGAAGUGUGGCAUGCUGUUCGGAGUAGACACGAUCAGGUAUUAUGGGUUGAUGGGAUAUGGUUUUCUCAGUGUAUUCCUCGUCACUCCUUUCACUUAUGGUUAGUCGUAAAGAAUAAACUUAAAACCCAAGACAGGCUUGCUGUAUGGGAGGCGGGAAGUGCAACAAAUCUAAACCUCAUGUGUUGCCCGUUAUGUAGAACUAAUCGGGACUCUAGAGAUCAUUUGUUCUUCCAGUGCUCGUUUGCCUCUAAGGUGUGGAAUGAAGUUAAAACUAUGGUUCAAAUGGGUAAUGUUGAUAGCUCUUGGCAAUCCAUUAUGACGUGGAUGGAAUGUAAUGCGAGGUCAAAGAGGACGGAUCAUAUUAUAUGUAAGCUGGUUAUUGCGGCCUCGACAUACUUCGUCUGGCAAGAGAGAAACAACUGCUUGUUUUCUAAUGCUUUUGCUGAUCAGAAGGUGGUGAUUCAGAAGAUUAAGGAAACUGUGCGUUUACGGCUAAUGGGGUUCAAGUUCCGAAGACAGCCGAGUAUUGAGAGCAUCCUUCGGACAUGGAAGAUUGGAUCAAACGAUGAGACAAAUGAUCCGGGCUAG